AUGCAGGUUAAGAUUGUGGUGCGUGUGUCGGUGAGCGACGAGAAAUCCCGCUCCAAAGCCCUAAAAAUCUACGUGGGGAUAUGGGGAGUGGAAUCGGCGGCGUUGUCGGGGGCGGAGAAGGAUCAGGUGGUGGUGGUGGGAGAGAGCAUCGACGCGGUUGAGCUCACGCGGCAGCUGAGGAAGGGCGUGGCCCACACGGAGCUCGUGAACGUCGGUGAGGAUAAGAAAGAAGAUACUAAUAAGCCCGCCGCCGCGGUGGUGACGCCUCAUUCUGCAGAGGAUCAUCAAAUCCCCGCCUCUUUCAUCAGAUUAAUCUAUUAUCUAUUACUCCGUUAG
This is a messenger RNA of Salvia splendens (bonfire salvia), 336 nucleotides long. RefSeq names its product heavy metal-associated isoprenylated plant protein 46. Bases 1 to 336 code for a protein of 111 amino acids. The record is from RefSeq and is a predicted model, not a curated record. The transcript has a single exon. NCBI's taxonomy places the organism in Eukaryota, Viridiplantae, Streptophyta, Magnoliopsida, Lamiales, Lamiaceae.